Molecule: messenger RNA, 1952 nt
Organism: Esox lucius (northern pike)
Lineage: Eukaryota; Metazoa; Chordata; Actinopteri; Esociformes; Esocidae
Exons: 7
Coding region: 86-1216 (376 amino acids)
Molecular function (GO): protein binding
Source: RefSeq, a predicted model, not a curated record
CCUUUUACUGUACUGGGAAUAUAAACAUCCACAAGGAAGACCACUCUCUGCUCCUGUCCUGCUGCUGUCCUGCCACAGGUUAUCUAUGGCUGUGCAGUGGUCAGUGCUGACUAUGUCUAUUGCUUCGGUACUGGGUUUGGUGCUGAGUGUCUGCUGUCCUGUCCGUGGCUCCCCAGGGGUGUCCCAAGACCUGGACUAUGGAGGGGUUCCUCUCUGGAUCAACCGUCUGCUGGGAGAGCCCUCUGUCCUUAGCCUACAGGGGCGCAUGGACCGGGCAUGGUACCGAGCCAAUAACCCCGAUUCCUGUCCUGACCUGUGUGACUGUCCAAUCCAGUGGCCCACAGCUCUGUACUGUGACCACGGGCACCUGGAAAAGGUGCCAGACAGCCUGCUAGACAAUACACAGUAUUUAUUCCUUCAGGGCAACAACAUCUCGUACGUGCCCUCCUCGUCCUUCACCAACUCCUCUGGGCUUCGGUGGCUCAUCCUGGAUCACAAUAAUCUGCAGGGGGAGGGUCUGCAGCCCGACACCCUGCAGAACCUCACCCAACUCAAAUACUUGUUCCUCAACCACAAUAAGCUGACAGCUGUGCCCUCUGGCCUUCCCAGCAGCCUCCGGCAGCUGCGACUGGCACACAACCUCAUCUCCAUCAUUUCCCCGGGAACCUUUGGGAACCUCAGUAAUCUUACCAUGCUGCUGCUUCAGGGGAACAGGCUGAGUGUGAUCACAGAGACUGACCUCACAGGCCUGGUGUCUGUAAACCUGCUGGACCUGAGUGGGAACAGAUUCUUCUCUUUCCCCUCCUACCUCCCUCCCUCCAUACAGCAACUCUACCUCUCCAACAACUCUCUGUCUGGCCUGGAGGAGAACAGUCUGAGGGGCUUUGCUAAUCUCAAGUUCCUGCGUCUGUCUCACUGUGGACUGUUAAGUCCUUCCAUUCAUCGUCAGUCCUUCAACCUGUCCUCUCUAGUGGAGCUGGAUCUCUCCUACAACAAACUAACCACCAUCCCUCUGGUACCCUCCACACUACAAUACCUAUACCUGGAAGCUAACCACAUACAAGAGUUUAAUGUGUCUAGUUUCUGCUCGGAAGUGGGCCCUCUGUCCUACUCCAGAAUGAAAAUUCUUCGUCUGGAUGGAAACCAGAUGUCCUACCAUCUCCUACCAACAGAUUGGGUCUACUGCCUUAGAGUUCUGCACCAUAUAUACAUCUAACCUUGACCGUAGUCCUCUAGCACACUUCCACACCCCUGCUUUGAAGCUUACCUCAACAAGAUACGGUCAAAUUCCACAGGCCUGAACAUUCCGAGAUAAAAACAAAUGUGUAUGCACACAAGGACGUCACGAACACUUACCACGUACACGACAUGGGUGCCUGUCUGGACGCAUGCUCGGUCAUAGACGAGCGCAAGCAGACGUCUCAGAACAGUCCCAUUGGAUUUUUUAAGAUUUUUAUCCAGACACAAUACAAUUCCAGAUAAAUGCUCCAGGAGCACAGCUGAGGUUUGUGUACCGCUUUGUCUGCUUGUCUCACUAGCCACUACAUAAUCUAACACAUAGCAGGUUUAAUAUUCCACUGUCUCCUCUUUGGUUUAAUACCAAAAUUAUUUAAAGCAUGAAUAUUCUGAACUUUUGCCUCUAGUUCGGUUAGUUUGGACAGGUGUCAACAUUCAAGAGCCCAACAGGUGUUCUAACACAAAUUAGAUUUUUUUGUAAGCAUUUUUCUCAAAUAAACAAAAGAAUGGUAUGAGCAACUGGUUUUGGCAAAUAAUUCACAUUUGAUUGACAUCUGGCAAAGUGAAACCAGCAGAAUACCAAAAAAAUUAAGAAUGCAAUGUGACCAACAAUCAAACUCAAAUCCGAACAAAUAAAAAUAAAUGACCAAAGAACCUCAUCCACCAAGAUAUGUUCAUACACAAAAGUAUGAUUAUCACCAAAGAAUUACAUUGAU